AUGGCGGCAGUGGCAGUGGGUGGUUUGGUAGGCUCCACUCAUCUGCAAACUUUUUCAUAACGCUGCCUACAACCCCAUCUGCCAAUUGUUUGUUGUAAUCUGGGGGUUGCUGAGCAUAUUCCCACAUGAAUUUUACUUUAAAUACUGCGGUAGGAACAAGAGCAAACAAAAUCAUGACUACACUGGUCUGUACCUCUUCACCUGCGGCCUCAUACUGCUGGUACCUGUUUUGAUCACCUGUAACACACCAGGGACUGUGGCUAAAGAACAACCAUGUGUGGAUCACACCCCCAGUGAUCCACUUGGCACUCCACAAACACAACUGAGAUUUUUUGGACUGGGCUUUGCUGCCGUCUUUGAACGGGUUCUCAGGGGCAGUCGCUCCCAGAUUAUCAAGCCACACACAACUACAACCAGGCGGAUGAGAAGCUGGCACACAGACAAAAUGCUACUACUACUAUUGCUGCUAUAAGGGGACGUUCAUCUCAACCCUGGGCCCUCUUCACAGCAAGUGGGCGGCUAUGCUACGCAGGACAUCAUCCCAUCAUCAUCACCAGCGACAACAUGCUCCCAGCCCAUGACACCAACUACAACAAUCACGCAACUCACCGCCUGUUAUGUAGGGUAGUGUCAGUCCAGGUACAACCGCGGCGGACGCUGCCCCAGGGAGCAGUUUAG
This is a messenger RNA of Xyrichtys novacula (pearly razorfish), 678 nucleotides long. The record is from the annotation of a GenBank genome assembly. NCBI's taxonomy places the organism in Eukaryota, Metazoa, Chordata, Actinopteri, Labriformes, Labridae.